AAAUGCUCCGUUUCUCAUGAGUUCAAAAAACGAAUUGGUCUAAACAUAUCAGAUGACUUAAUUGAAGAUAAUAAUAGCGUUAUGUAACUUUGCAUUAAUUUUAUGUCAAUCUUAAAUGCGUAUUCUCUUUCCCUUAUUUCCUCUUUGGUGACAGAGGUUUUUGAUGCAGCUUACAUUGUAUUUAAAAGGGGAACAUAUUCAAUAGGAGUUUGAUUUACUGAUAUUGCAAAGAUGUCAUUUUGUGCUUGGAUCACAGAUGAGAAAUACAGAGAUACUUUCAAAGCAGGUGUUUAUACAUGUUCUAAAUGUGGAUAUGAGCUUUUUUCUAGUAGAACUAAAUUUCAACAUUUCUCACCUUGGCCUUCUUUUACGGAAACUGUUCAUGAAAACAGUGUUACUAAACGAGAGGAAAAAUUUAGACCUUCCUUGACUUAUAAGGUUUCAUGUGGGAAAUGUGGACAAGGAUUAGGGCAUGAAUUUGUAGGUGAUGGUCCUGGUGGCAAAUCUAGAUUCUGAAUAUUCUCGGAGUCCCUUACAUUUGUUUCUGGAGGAGAUUCUUCUAAUGGAACUAAUGAGGGACUCCAGAAUCAUGAAGCUGAAACACCUACAACACAAAAUGCAUCUGAUGAGAAGAAUGUGUCUCAAUCAGCUGGACCAGAAAAAUCCAAUCGUUAUUGUUCGCUUUCAUAAACCAAAGUUUAGUUUUUUUUUUUUAAAUAUAUGUAUUAAUUUUUGUUACACAGCUAAUCUAGUGAUAAUAUUCAUGGAUAUCAUUAAUUUAAUCUUGUUUGUGAUUUUUUUUUUAUUUUGACAUUUGCAAUAUUUAUUAUUUUUUUAAUGAAUUUAACAUUUGUUCAUGCUCAAUAUAUUUCUAGUUAUUUAAUGAAGAUGAGAAUGAGUUUGAUUUAUUUAUGUUUGGAAUGAAAACAAUCAAUAACACUCUUGUUUAUUGAUUGUUUGAUUUGUUAUUGACUUUAUUUUUAUGAAAUGUGCUGUAUUCCAAUUUUAUUGUAAAGCAUAGUAUUUUUAUUUGAUAAUUUAUUUGGAGCAACAUUAAUGUAAAAUAGAACUGUUGACUUGGUGCAAUAUUAUCUAUUUGCUCUUGUUAUAAAAUUUACUGUAUUAUAUAGUAAAUUUACUUUAUAAACUAUAAGUAAAGUAAUGUUGCAGUUCUUUUUUUAAAGUUUAAUAAUGAUUAAUUUAUUUUGGGGGCUUACAGAGCUGUGUUAUCUUUUUUGUGUAUAAAUGUAAUUACUGAAUUAUUUUAUUUUGAAUAUUGUACCUAAAUCCAUUAACAAUUAAGAGCGACUUUCUUUCCAUGUUUUAGUUAAAGCAAGGGGGGGGGGAAUUUAGAUUAAUUUAAAAGUGAAACUAGAAAAAACAAAAAGGGUGGUUUACUGUGGAAUGUUCGCUAUUUGAAAACUGUAACUUCCUUUUAGUCCAUUUUUUCCCCUUUUGUGGAAUUUGAAUGCUGCUUUUUAUAAAUAUGACUUAUAAUUAAGUAAAAGUUAUUGAAAUCAUCAGACCGCACCUCCUGUGUCUCGAAAUAAAUUUUAAACAUUUUCCACUGCAGAAUUUUUUUCAAUAGAUGAAAUUAUGAAAUAAAUAAUUUGAAUAACAUGAAAAUGUUUAAUGUCUGAAAGGAGAUAAAUCAAAGAUUUCUGCAAGUCUGUUAUUAUUCUGUAGAACUCAAUCUGAGAUCAAUUAAGAGACUUAGAUUAAAAUGUGUGUAACUUCAAGAAGCAUGAUAACAUUAAAAAUAUCAAAUAAAAAUGCUCCUGUACUACAUAUUGUGUUAUCCACUGAGAAUUAAAUAUAUAUAAAAAUUUAAAGGAAUUGUAAAUUCUUAAAUAGUUUCAACAAAUACAUUUACAUUGAAAAGCAGAUUUUAGAAUAUAAAUUAAUCUUUUUUUCUUUUCUUGAAUUUGUUAGAAGAAUGCUAGCAGAAAAUAUUGUAAUUGCCAAAAUACUUAGCACCAAGUUUUGCAUUUAAAAGCUCCUUAUGUUUCUUCUUUCUCCUCCAUGUAAGGAAAAUUGAAAUUUGUAUGCCUCUGUGCAUAUGAAUAUGACAAUUCAGUUAACAAACUAAUUAGUUGAAAGAAAUCUAGUAUUAAGACUUUUCACCAAAAUUAUGAACCUGUAUCAAAUUUUGGAUAAAACCACAAAAUAGGAUUCUUUUUAUUGCCUGUGAGAGUAAUAGUGAUAUUUAAUAGUUGGAUAAACACCAAGGAAAGAGUUAUUGGUCUUUUUUGUACCAAAAUAAAAUGAGAAGAAUACAUUUUAAGAAGUUUUUAUGACUAUUAAUAGUAUUAUAUCCCUACAGGUGUAUUUAUUUUAACCUUACAUUUUAAUGAAUGUUUUGAACCCUCAUUCACAAUUGUCUUGAUCAUAAUGAAUGCAAGUAGAAAUUACAACAAAAAUAAUGGAGAAAAGUUUUUUUAAAGUAUUAAACUCUUAAUUAAUAUGAAGUAUUAAUUAAAAUUUCUUUAUUAAAAAUAGCAUCAUAAAAAAAAGAUAAUUAUUUAAAUAAUUAUUAAACUAUUGAAAAUUAAUUAAAUGGGGUAUAAUUUUAGUCAUGUAGAAAUCUUUUCAUAGAAAAAGACUAAGUUAUUGCACCUUCACAGUGAUAAUGUAUAAGUUGCUCUAAUAAUGAUGAGGUGUUCUAAAACCAAUUUAGUGGUUUGUGCUUCCAGACAUCCAUUCUCUUUGGUUUGAGAUUACUGUGGGAAACGUUUUAAAUAUGACAAGAUGUCUGAAAAUUAUAUGUAUAUAUAUAUAUAUAUGUAUGUGUGUGUGUAAAAACAUAUUUUUAAAGCAGUUUUGUGGUUGAUAAGAGAAGACACUUUUGAAAAUUUAAAAACUUCGCUUUAUUCCAUUCUGGGAGGCAUAGUUUAUGUACAAGAUAAAGCGAUGGAAUAAUAUGUCAGCCCAUGACACAAGAGAAGAACAAAAGAGCGCAAAAUAUUUUCCCCUAGUGAUUUUAUAUUAUAAGAUGCUGAUAGGAAUUUCUUUGAUACAUGUCGGUUUAGGUAAGGGAAGUAUAAAUAUCUUUUAAAAUAAUUUGCUAAGCAUGACAGAUUUUUAUCCUUUCACAGAGCAUGGGAACUUGCUGAUUAAAGCAGUUUUACAGAACUUGCAUAGGAUUAAUUAAAUAAACAGAAAGUGGAAUUAGAUCAGGAAAUUAAGAGACAAUUUUAGAAUGAAGUUAACAUGGUUUAAAUUACGAUAAAAAUUAGGAAAUCAAUUAGAAUUGAAAUUAGAUCGAGAAAUAUCAUUACAUACACACACAUAUGUAUUGUUUUGUUGGAGAUGUGAUCUGAUUUUGAAAUUCUUUUAUCAAACAUUCCAAUUAUGCUAUUUUGAUAACAAUUUAUGCUGUUUAAAAGUAUCUGAAAGAUUGCUUCUAUUAAGUUAGCCAGCAUAUUCAUUCAAUUACAGUUUAUAAAUUUGUUAAAAAUUUGUUAUAUUUAUAUAUUAUUUACUAUCUCUGAGGAUACACUAAAUUAUUUUGAAAUUUUUUUCUUGUUUAUAAAUGAUCCGAAUUUAUAUUUCUAUGGGGAAAAAAAGUAAGACAUAUUUUGAAGAUAUCUGUUACUAAUGAGUCAAAAUUACUAUUUAAUCAUAAAGCAAUAAGUAUAAAUUUUGUUUUUAUUUUUUUACUGGAUUGAUAAAAUUUUGUAUUUCUUGAAAAUUUUAUUUGAUUCAUCAUUUUUUGAAUUAUGGAUACUUUUAAGCUAGAGACCAUUCAAAUAUAAAAAUAUUUUUAAGACGUAUUUUAUUUGUUUGCAUUAAUUUAACUGUUAAAAUAUACCAUAGAAUAUUUUUUAAAUAUAUAUAUAUAUGUGUUAAGUUUUUGUUUUGAAUAAGUUGAAACUGUGAUAGAAAUGUCUGUUUUUAAAUAUUUUCUUACUGUUGACUUUUAUAAAAUGUUGCGAAAGAUAACCAAUUGCCUUAUUCAGAUAAGAAUCUUGCAGAGAGGAAGAUUGUAUUAAUGCUGCAAAAAUAGUAUUUAUUCUCUUUGAAAUGAUACUCUUCAAGGUAAAUAUGUGCCUUUGAAUGACUGAUGUUAAGAAAGGAGAAUUUUAUUUUGCUGCAGUGAUAUUCAAAUUAUUGCAUGUAAAUUAUCAUGUAAUAUAUUGUGUAAUAAACUUAUUUUUUGUUUUUAGAGAAAGAUUGCAUUAAUGCUGCAAAAACAGCAUUUAUUCUCUUUGAAAUGAUACUCUUCAAGGUAAAUUUGUACCCUUGAAAGAUUGAUGUUAAAAAGAGAGAAUUCUGUUUUGCAACAAUGCUUGUUCAGAUUAUUACAUGAAAAUUAUAGUGUAAUUUUUUAUGUAAUAAAUAAUAAAAAAAGUGUUAAUAUUUU
Argiope bruennichi is the source of this 4363-nucleotide messenger RNA. RefSeq names its product methionine-R-sulfoxide reductase B1-A-like. The transcript is spliced from 5 exons. The record is from RefSeq and is a predicted model, not a curated record. Lineage: Eukaryota; Metazoa; Arthropoda; Arachnida; Araneae; Araneidae. Gene Ontology annotation, molecular function: peptide-methionine (R)-S-oxide reductase activity.